Molecule: messenger RNA, 1272 nt
Organism: Penicillium lagena
Lineage: Eukaryota; Fungi; Ascomycota; Eurotiomycetes; Eurotiales; Aspergillaceae
Product: glycosyl hydrolase family 79 C-terminal domain-containing protein
Exons: 6
Coding region: 1-1272 (423 amino acids)
Source: RefSeq, a predicted model, not a curated record
AUGAAUGAUGUCGCGUCCACUACAACCUGCCUGCAGAAUUUGAAAGACCUGACGGGAACCUGGCCGCCCUUGCGAAUCGGAGGCACAACUCAGGAUCGAGCAACCUUUGAUCCAUCUUUGAAUCAAGCAGUGAACUACUCUGUAGCCAGUCCAGAUGAUGCUCCAGACACACUUACCUUUGGCCCGUCAUUCGUCUCCCUCGCUUCCACCUACGCUGGAGAUGUGAUUUUGGGUCUCAAUCGUCGCCUGGAUAAUAUAUCCAACACCAUCGCCGCUGCAACUCUUGCUCAUACAAACAUGGAAAACUUAUAUGCUAUUGAGCUUGGUAACGAGCCAAACUUCUUCACAAGCAGUGAUCCCAUCGCUGAUGGGGAGUCAUGGACUGCCUCUGCCGACUACUCGUCCCAGGUAUCAUGGCAGACUGAAGUGUGCGGGAAAUUAUCUGCCUCGGACCUCAUCUCUGCGGGUGUCUACUUUGGAACCUCGCCGAUGAGCAUCGCUGGACUGACUGCUCGGGAGGGCAGCGCAAAUUCCUAUGUUAAGGACUAUUGCUCGCAUAACUAUCCGCAGUCAGCCAGUACGGCCAAUUUGUCAACCCUCAUGGGUCACAGUGAGAUUGCAUCGCAAAUCGAGCCUUUUGUCUCCGAGGUCUCCGCCGCGGCAAGUGAGGGCAAGCCGCAUAUUUUUGGAGAGACCAACUCCGCAACGCAAGGCGGAGGUGGUAUUAGUCCAACUUUUGGUGCUGGUCUCUGGAUCCUAGACUAUGUCAUGCAGACCCUUCUCAUGGGCACCGAGGCCUUGUAUUUCCACCAAGGAACAAUUGGCGAUUGCCAAUACUGCUGGUGGGGCAGGUACGACAUGGGCUCACCUUACUAUGGUGCUUAUUUUGCAUCCAUGGCGUUGGCAAAUGCAGACCAAAUUGCUCCGUUGGACGCCCAGGAUACACCAUAUGCGGCUUACGCUAUAUACAAGGCGGGUUCCCCGGCCAAGGUUCUCCUCUAUAAUUCCGAGUACUAUGCCAGUGGCACUCGACCCACACAAACAUUUACACUGACUGGUUUGUCUGCGUCUGAAGUCACAGGCAAGCGUUUGACUGCUGCUUAUGCUACUUCUCGGGUUGAUGAGGGUGAAAAUCCGACCGUUGCUGGUCAGACGUUUGAGAAUGGAACCUGUACUAUCCAGGGAACAGAAACGAUAGAGACUGCUACCGUCUCCGCUGGGAAAGCAACAUUUACUGUUGGGGCCUCGGAGGCGCUUUUGAUCUACCUUUAA